This is a messenger RNA of Hyaena hyaena (striped hyena), 3879 nucleotides long. It is a transcript of the gene SART3, whose product is annotated as spliceosome associated factor 3, U4/U6 recycling protein. Gene Ontology annotation, molecular function: protein binding; RNA binding. The record is from RefSeq and is a predicted model, not a curated record. Bases 342 to 3302 code for a protein of 986 amino acids. The transcript is spliced from 18 exons. Gene Ontology annotation, biological process: mRNA splicing, via spliceosome. Gene Ontology annotation, cellular component: ASAP complex; cytoplasm; nucleoplasm. Lineage: Eukaryota; Metazoa; Chordata; Mammalia; Carnivora; Hyaenidae.
ACAGUGGCGGGACCUUUUCAGGGGGAGUAACCGUGCAGCUGCUGAACCAGGAUCCGGUCCCCGGCGGAUUGUCACAGGAAGUGGGUGUCUCAGACGGUCCUGUACUUUCUGCCCUGUUGUUUUUAACAAGGAGCCACUUAUUCUUAUCUGCCCAAGGCCAGGCUGUCUCCUGUCUCAAAAGAAAUACAAAAUUCCGAGACUUUCCGGUUAGCCGAGGCUCUCAAGUGUCCCCUUCGGUGGCCCGAGAGCGGGGUUUUGCUCAGGCGCCCGCCGCGGGCAGCUUCUUCCUCCGCGGGUCCUCGGCCGCCGAGAGAAGCCCCGGGAGUCACUGAGAGCGCAAGAUGGCGACGGCGGCCGCAACCUCGGCUUCGGAAGCGGAGGCCGAGCCCAAGGCCGGGCCCACCGCGGAGGGCGAGGAAGAUGAGGCUAAGGCGGCUAGGACGAGGAGGAAGGUGUUAUCGCGGGCCGUGGCCGCUGCGACGUACAAGGCCGUGGGGCCGGGGUGGGACCAGCAGGAGGAAGGCGUGAGCGAGAGCGAUGGGGACGAGGAGUACGCCAUGGCUUCCUCCGCGGAGAGCUCCCCCGGGGAGUACGAAUGGGAGUACGACGAGGAGGAGGAGAAGAACCAGCUGGAGAUCGAGCGGCUCGAGGAGCAGCUCUCUAUCAACGUCUAUGACUACAACUGCCACGUGGACCUGAUCCGGCUGCUCCGGCUGGAGGGCGAGCUCACCAAAGUGAGGAUGGCUCGCCAGAAGAUGAGUGAGAUCUUCCCUUUGACCGAAGAGCUCUGGCUGGAGUGGCUGCAUGAUGAGAUCAGCAUGGCUCUGGACGGCCUGGACAGAGAGCACGUGUACGACCUCUUCGAGAAAGCUGUGAAGGAUUACAUUUGUCCUAACAUUUGGCUCGAGUACGGCCAGUACUCGGUCGGUGGGAUUGGGCAGAAAGGUGGCCUUGAGAAAGUGCGCUCUGUGUUUGAAAGGGCGCUCUCGUCGGUUGGCUUACAUAUGACCAAAGGACUCGCUAUCUGGGAGGCCUACCGGGAGUUUGAGAGUGCCAUCGUGGAGGCCGCCCGGCCCAUAGCUGGCUUCCUUUCCCCUUCUGACCGGGAACAAACCUUUGAUUCACAGCUGGAGAAAGUCCACAGUCUCUUCCGGCGACAGUUGGCGAUCCCACUUUUUGAUAUGGAGGCCACAUUUGCAGAGUACGAAGAGUGGUCAGAAGACCCGCUACCAGAGUCGGUAAUUCAGAACUAUAACAAAGCACUACAGCAGCUGGAGAAAUACAAGCCCUAUGAAGAAGCGCUGUUGCAGGCAGAGGCGCCCAGGCUGGCUGAAUACCAAGCGUACAUCGAUUUUGAGAUGAAAAUCGGCGACCCUGCCCGCGUUCAGUUGAUCUUCGAGCGCGCCCUGGUGGAGAACUGCCUCGUCCCCGAUUUGUGGGUCCGCUACAGUCAGUACCUAGAUCGGCAGCUGAAAGUAAAGGAUUUGGUUUUAUCUGUACAUAACCGUGCCGUGAGAAACUGCCCCUGGACAGUUGCCCUUUGGAGUCGUUACCUCUUGGCCAUGGAAAGACAUGGAGUUGACCAUCAAGUGAUUUCCGUGACCUUCGAGAAAGCUUUGAGUGCCGGCUUCAUCCAGGCCACUGAUUACGUGGAAAUUUGGCAGGCGUACCUGGAUUACCUGAGGAGAAGAGUUGAUUUCAAACAAGACUCCAGUAAAGAGCUGGAAGAGCUGAGGUCUGCAUUCACUCGCGCCCUGGAGUAUCUGAAACAGGAGGUGGAGGAGCGUUUCAGUGAGAGUGGAGACCCAAGCUGCGUGAUCAUGCAGAACUGGGCUCGGAUCGAGGCUCGCCUGUGCAAUAACAUGCAGAAAGCUCGGGAACUCUGGGACAGCAUCAUGACCAAGGGGAAUGCCAAGUAUGCCAACAUGUGGCUUGAGUAUUACAACCUGGAAAGGGCACACGGUGACACCCAGCACUGUAGGAAGGCUCUGCACCGGGCCGUACAGUGCACCAGUGACUACCCGGAGCACGUCUGUGAAGUGCUGCUCACCAUGGAGAGGACAGAAGGUACUCUGGAAGAUUGGGAUAUAGCUGUUCAGAAAACUGAAACGCGAUUAGCCCGUGUGAAUGAGCAGAGAAUUAAGGCUGCAGAGAAGGAAGCCGCGCUCGCCCAGCAGGAAGAAGAGAAGGUGGAACAGCGGAAGAGGGCCCGGGCCGAGAAGAAAGCAUUGAAGAAGAAGAAAAAGACCAGAGGCGCAGACAAGCGCAAAGCAGAAGAGGAUGAUGAGAAGGAGUGGGGCGAUGAUGAAGAAGAGCAGCCGUCCAAACGCAGAAAGGUUGAGGGCAGCAGUUCUCCAGCUGGAGGAGCGCAGGACCGAGAGGCGGAAACGGGGCUCUUGGGGAAAAGCGUGCCUGUUGACGUGGACCCCCCCUCAAAGCAGAAGGAGAGGGCGGCCGCCCUGAAGAGGGAUAUGCCCAAGGUGCCCCACGACAGCAGCAAGGACAGCAUCACCGUCUUUGUGAGCAACCUGCCCUAUAGCAUGGGCGAGCCGGAAGCGCAGCUCCGGCCGCUCUUUGAGGCCUGUGGGGAGGUGGCGGAGAUCCGGCCCAUCUUCAGCAACCGGGGCGAUUUCCGAGGCUACUGCUACGUGGAGUUUAAAGAGGAGAAGUCGGCCCUGCAGGCGCUGGAGUUGGACCGGAAGAAUGUAGAAGGGAGGCCGAUGUUUGUUUCUCCCUGUGUGGAUAAGAGCAAAAAUCCUGAUUUCAAGGUGUUCAGGUACAGCACCGCCCUGGAGAAGCACAAGCUGUUCGUGUCGGGCCUGCCGUUCUCCUGCACUAAAGAGGAACUGGAAGAGCUCUGUAAGGCUCACGGCACUGUGAAGGGCAUCAGGCUGGUUACCAACCGGGCGGGCAAACCGAAGGCGGGGGAAGGGAAGAACGCAGCUCUCCCUGCUGCCUCGUGCCCUGCAGCGCCCAGGCGCCCCGGCUGCCAAGGCCGAGAAUGGCCCCGCCCCUCGGCCUGCGGCCACCACCUCAGCAGCCACCGAGGCGCCCAAGAUGUCCAAUGCCGAUUUUGCCAAGCUGCUUCUGAGAAAGUGACCGGGACUGUGGAGACGGGAAAUGCCUUACUUCAUGCUGGCCAGGAAGACUGCCCGGCACCGGGCGGAACUCUGGGUAUGGAGGGGCCUGGGGCAGCACCCCUCUUACAUAUUUUCCUCUGGGUUAGACAGAAAGGGGUGAGGGUGUCCAAGGAAAGAGGCUUGAAGCGCUCCCUCAUAUUGAGGGCAAUAGGAGGAAAAUGAUCACUCCAUGGUUGGGUCCAGGGUGUCGUUUCCGAAGAUAUUUUUGUGUCCUACAGAGUGAGGAACAGAAGUGAAACUCAAACACCGUUUUGAGACCCACGUGUCCAAAUGUUUUCAGCCAGCUCCGGCCCCCUUUUAUGACACUCCUCUUACACCCUGCACGGCACACAUGCCCGUCACUCUUUUAAUUUUAAAAGACAAAAUGGCAGAUGCUAGUAAUUCACCAGAAUGGCCUAUUUUAGUAAAGGGGUGGUGGGGCAAGGGGAAGUCACCUAAAAAAAUUUGAUGGAUUUUUGUUCAAGGGGGCUGGGCGCGUUUUUAUAUUAUGUAUUUGUAAACGACACAUCAACCGCUGUUUUACGUUUCCUAAAAACAAAGUCUUUGUGACAUUUGUUUUGUCUGGGAGUUCUGUCUGCCACCUGCCGUGGACCAUUUUCUUUGCCCAGUGACGAGUGAGCCGCGUUCUCUGUCCAAAUGUUGCGUUUCAGCCCUUUGGUUUUGUUUAAAUGCCAUGUCAAGUGCAAACUUAAAUUCUCCCCACUUAGCUUUGUUUAUUAAACUGAAGUUCUCUUAAAAA